AUGCGACCACCGGGCCGGCCGGUCAAGUCGGGCGGGAAAGUGACGGACUUUGAAAGUUUCCUGGACCCGACGGGUCGUCAGCGGAAUUGGCUGUCGGAGGGCGCUCAGCAGCGGGCCGGUGCUAUCGUCCCCUGGUCCAUCCUCCCGACGCCGGGGCCGAGCCCCGUGCCCACCGAUGCGGACGAGUCGUCAUCGGGUACGAACGUGCUUGAAAACACCCUGCCCGCUGACGCGGUGGAAACUAGGCAGGUCCAAUCUACCUGCAUCUUUCUCGGUCUUGUCAUUCUUCCAGAAGCUUCCAGCUGCUCCGUGACCCUCACGCAACCAGAAGGUUACAUCGACUCGUUGGACGCGCUCCCCUCAGCCGGCAAAGUCGGCUGUACGUACACCAUCUCUGUCUACGCAGGGUACGGCGUGGAGUUGGAGGUGAAGAGCGUCAACCUGUCGGAUGGCGAGCAGUUGUCCAUCAGGGGCGUGGCUGAAGGUGGGGCCUGGCUUGUGCUGGCCAACCAGACCCUGCUGGUGGAGGGGCAGGUCAUCCGUAGCCCCAGCAACACGCUCGGCGUCUUCUUCUGCUCCUCGGGCGACGAAGAUCAUGUCGGCGCUUUCCUGCUGCACUACCAGAUCUUCCGAUUGAGCUGUCCGUUCCCGAAGCGACCCCACUUCGGGGAGGUGUCGGUGCUGGAUCUCCUGCCGGGAGGCACGGCCCGCUUCCACUGCCACAUGGGCUACCACCUGCAGGGGGAACAUCUGCUCACCUGCGUCAACGCCUCGCGGCCGGCAUGGAGCCACGAGGAGCCCGUGUGCCGAGCCCUCUGUGGCGGCACGGUGAAAAACGCCACCCUGGGCCGGGUCCUGUCACCCUCGCCCCUGCACGGGUCCAAUGCCCCUCGGGAGCUCCGCUGUUCAUGGUCCCUGGAGGCUGCUGAGGGACAGAGGCUACACCUGCACCUGGAGCGCCUCCUGCUGGGACCCUCAGACAGGCUGGUCCUGCUGGGCGGCCUGGACACCGCUUCCCUGGUUCUGUUUGACUCCGGUCGGAGCCGACACGUUCCUUUCGAGGGGGUGAUCAGCGAGGGUCCCGCGGUGACGGUCCAAUUCUCCACAGAGCAGCCGGCCCAGAAUACGGGCUUCAACAUUCGCUACGAAGCAUUCGAGCGAGGUCGUUGCUACGAGCCGUACCUCCAGAAUGGCAACUUCACUACGUCGGACCACCUGUACGGCGUCGGUGCGGUGGUCCAGUUCACCUGUGACCCCGGUCACGCCCUGGAACAGGGCCCGCCCGUCAUCGAGUGCAUCAGCGCCAGGGACCCGUACUGGAACGAUACCGAACCGAUUUGUAAAGCUCAGUGCGGGGGCGACCUGAGCGGCCCGGGCGGCGUCAUCCUGUCGCCCAACUGGCCCGAGUGGUACGGUGAGGGCGAGGAGUGCACGUGGAGUGUCCACGUCGGAGAAGACAAGAGAGUGCUCGUCGAUGUACAGCUUCUCAACAUCACCGAAGGAGACUUACUGACGGUGACGGACGGCGACGAGGGUGCCGCCCACCUGCUAGGCCGCUACUCGGGGGGGCGCGCCCCCUUUAAACUCUUUUCUAGCACUCCCGACCUUAGCGUUACCUUCCACUCUGACCCGUCUGGACUGGUGUUGGGCAAAGGGGAGGGCUUCAUCAUCAAUUACAUGGAGGUUUCCCGAAACGAUUCGUGCGCCGACCUGCCCGAGAUCCAAAACGGUUGGAAGACGCGCAGCGGCAAUGACGGUACGGCGGUACGCGGAGCUCGCGUGACUUACCAGUGCGACCCGGGAUACGACCUGCAGGGCGGCGCCACCCUCACGUGUCAGCUGGACCUCUCGUGGAGUGCGCAGCCGCCGUUUUGUCAGAAGAUCAUGUACUGCUCAGACCCGGGCCACGUGGCACACGCCGCUCGCUCUCUGUCAGACCCCAAGUUGCUGGUGGGGACCACCGUCCGGUACCGCUGCGGUCCCGGGUAUAUCCUACAGGGGGGCGCCACCAUCAGCUGCUACGGCCGCGAGCCGGGGACACCCGUGUGGACCUCGCAUCUCCCGCGAUGCAUCGCCGAAGACUCUCUGUCGUGUGCCAAUCCUGGCGUCCCUGACAACGGUUACCAGGUGACGUCGAAGCGGGUCUUUCUGCCCGGGGAGACCCUGGCCUUCGUCUGUUACCAUGGUUACCAGCUAGUAGGUGACACGGCCAUCAAGUGCGUCCAGGGAAGCCCCUCCUACUGGAGCGGACCGCUGCCCAUUUGCAGGGCUGACCACGCUUGCUUUGCCAACCAUGCCUUGGAAGUGUCGCACGCCGGCGGCGAGAUGGACGGGGGCAGUUUGGCACUGGCCGCUUUUGUCCUGGUUCUUCUGACGUCCGCUCUGCUUGGAGGCGUUUACGUGCUUGCAACGCGGUGCCGCCCCAGCUCCGACCUCGGUCUGCCGCUGGCGUACCCUCACCCAUACCGACAGAUCACCGCGGAGGCCGAAUUCGACAACCCGAUCUAUGAGGCAGGCGGUGGGGAUUCUCGAGAAUAUGAGGUUUCCAUCUGA
This is a messenger RNA of Nerophis lumbriciformis (worm pipefish), 2553 nucleotides long. Lineage: Eukaryota; Metazoa; Chordata; Actinopteri; Syngnathiformes; Syngnathidae. The record is from RefSeq and is a predicted model, not a curated record.